UUGACCUUUCUCUUCCAUGCGUCAACUCCGAAAUCUAUUUGACCCGUUUUGUGAACCCGAAACACGGGGCACCUAUACAUCCUUCUAGACCGCCUCGGAUCGUGUUCAAUUCCCCUUUUGGUUUGCUUCAGCCCUAAUUUUCCUUCUCUUACGUUGAUAAACACGGUUAUACCUCACUAGCAGCUAGCCUCUAUGUCGGAGAAAUUUUCUGCUACGUUGAGAAUUGGCGACUUGAACGAUUACAUAGCGCCAUCGCAGGGCUGUGUGAUCAAAACUGAGAAUGCAGGGAAAGCUCGGACCACUCCUGAAGCAGCUCAAACUGAGCCUGUGAAAAUCUCACUUAAAGACUGUUUAGCGUGCAGUGGAUGCAUAACAUCUGCAGAGACUGUCAUGCUUGAGAAGCAGAGUUUGGAUGAGUUUCUUUCAAACCUCAAGAAAGGAAAAGCUGUAAUUGUGUCCAUUUCUCCUCAGUCUAGAGCUUCUCUUUCUGUUCAUUUCGGACUUUCUCCCCUUCAGGUCUAUCGGAAACUUACAACUCUCUUGAAGUCUUUGGGUGUGAAGGCAGUAUUUGAUACCAGUUGCAGUCGAGAUUUAACGCUUGUUGAGUCUUGCAAUGAAUUUCUAACACGCUAUAAACAAAAAGAUUCAGCCGAUGCUGAGAAGUCAAAAUCGUCUCUUCCUAUGAUUUCAUCAGCUUGUCCAGAUGUUGAUAAUGUGUUGCACAUCCUGAAUAAUUCAAUCUCGUUGCGGAAGUUAUUCUUGAUUGGUUGGAUAUGCUAUGCUGAAAAGACUCUUGGAUCUUAUAUUCUUCCAUAUAUUUCUUCGGUGAAAAGCCCGCAACAAACUAUUGGAGCUGCCAUCAAGAACCAUGUAUGGGAAGAACUGCAUAUCAGGCCAGAGGAGAUAUAUCAUGUUACUGUGAUGCCUUGUUAUGAUAAAAAGCUCGAGGCUGCUCGGGAUGAUUUUGUCUUCCAAGUGGAUUCAGAUAGUGAGAAAGUUACAGAGGUUGACUCGGUAUUGACAACUGGAGAGGUUUUAGAUCUAAUUCAGAUGAAAUCAGUUGAUUUUACAAACUUGGAGGAAUUUCCAGUGGAUAAACUAUUGUCAAAUGUAGAUGAAGAUGACAAUCUCUAUGGCGUCUGUGGAAGCUCCGGAGGUUAUGCCGACACAAUAUUCCGACACGCUGCGAAAGUGAUUUUCGAGAAGGAAAUUGAAGGCCCUCUUGAAUUUAAGACAAUUAGGAAUGCCGAUUUUCGUGAAGUGACUCUGGAAGUAAGUGGUAAAACCGUGCUGAGAUUCGCACAGUGUUAUGGCUUUCGAAACCUUCGCAACAUUGUCACAAAAAUCAAAUCCGGAAAGUGUGAGUAUCAUUUUCUGGAGAUUAUGGCAUGCCCUUCAGGAUGCCUCAAUGGUGGAGGUCAAAUCAAACCCAAACCCGGCCAAUCUGCUAAAGAUUUGAUCCAGCUUUUGGAAACAGCAUAUUCUGAAAACGUAAAAGUGGCUGAUCCUUUUCAAAACCCUCGAAUCAAAAGAUUGUACAAUGAGUGGCUCGGUCAACCGGGUUCAGAGGUAGCCAAAAGACAUCUUCACACUGAAUAUCACCCAGUCGUGAAGAGCAUCUCCUCUGAGCUGCAAAACUGGACAUUGUCCAAUAUGGGAUUUUCUGGGACGUUAUCACCUAAAAUAGGGAUCUUGAAGACUCUGAACACACUGCAGUUGCAAGGAAAUGGUAUAACUGGUAAAAUACCUGAAGAAUUGGGAAAUUUGACGAGCUUGACUAUGUUAGAUCUGGAAAAUAACCAUUUAACUGGAGAUAUACCAUCUUCCCUCGGCAAUCUCAAGAGUCUUACAUUUCUGAUUUUAAAUCAAAACAAUCUCUCUGGACCAAUACCUGAAUCACUUUCAAGUCUUUCCAGCUUAGUCAACUUACAGCUUGCUUCCAACAAUCUAAACGGCACAAUACCUGAGCAACUAUUCCAGAUUUCCAAAUAUAAAUCUGCCCACAGUUGCGCGUCUGAAAAUGGAGGCCAUUCGAGUAAAUCAAAGGCGGGCAUGGUAAUUGGGAUUAUUGGAGCCUUCCUAGUAAUUAUUCUUCUCGGAGCUUUACUCCUUUUAUUUCUUUGGAAAGGCAGGCAAAAAGGCUACAAGCGUGAAGUCUUUGUUGAUGUUGCAGGUGAAGUUGACCGAAGGAUUGAAUUCGGUCAACUCAAGAGAUUUGCGUGGAGAGAAUUACAGCUGGCUACAGACAAUUUCAGCGAAAAGAACGUGCUCGGGCAGGGAGGUUUCGGAAAGGUCUAUAAAGGCGUGCUCGGCGAUAACACAAAGGUCGCGGUCAAACGUUUGACCGAUUUUGAGAGUCCGGGUGGCGACACCGCUUUUCAACGGGAAGUCGAGAUGAUAAGUGUGGCCGUCCACCGGAAUCUCUUGCGGCUGAUCGGAUUUUGCACCACACCAACCGAACGGCUACUCGUCUACCCUUUCAUGCAGAACUUGAGUGUUGCUUCACGCCUACGAGAGCUUAAGCCCGGGGAGCCCGUCUUGGACUGGGCCACGAGAAAACGAGUGGCAUUGGGCACGGCCCGUGGGCUUGAAUACUUGCACGAGCAUUGUAACCCGAAGAUCAUCCACCGGGACGUGAAGGCUGCAAACGUGCUGUUGGACGAGGAUUUCGAGGCUGUCGUGGGGGAUUUUGGGCUUGCGAAGCUAGUUGACGUCAGGAGAACGAAUGUGACGACUCAGGUUCGUGGGACAAUGGGACACAUUGCUCCCGAGUACUUGUCGACAGGCAAGUCUUCGGAGAAGACGGAUGUUUUCGGAUAUGGGAUCAUGCUUCUUGAGCUCGUCACCGGUCAAAGGGCCAUUGACUUUUCCCGAUUGGAGGAGGAAGACGAUGUCUUGCUCCUUGACCACGUGAAGAAGCUCGAACGGGAGAAGAGGCUAGAGGGGAUAGUGGACCGGAAUUUGAGGCGCGAGUACGAAAUAGAUGAGGUGGAAAUGAUGAUCCAGGUGGCACUCCUCUGCACACAGUCAUCACCCGAGGACCGGCCAGCCAUGUCUGAGGUUGUCCGAAUGCUGGAAGGAGAAGGGCUGGCGGAGCGGUGGGAAGAGUGGCAGCACGUGGAGGUCACCAGGCGGCAAGAGUUCGAAAGGCUUCACAGGCGCUUCGAUUGGGGAGGUGACGACUCACUCCAUAACCAAGAUGCCAUUGAGCUCUCGGGAGGUCGUUGACUAAGCCUUUUGAAAGGAAAAAACGAGCGUAAUAAUUAGUUGGGUUAUUAUUAUUAUUAUUAUUUUUUGAAAAAGGAAUUUCGUGUGAAUUCUUAGUGGUUCGAUCGGUGUAGUGUAUAUUCGUGCAUUGGCUAUGUUCGUCGUUUUUUUGUUUUUUNUGUGUGUUCUUGUACAUUUUCAUGAGGUUUUGUGUGAUUUUUGUGUUGAAGGUGAAGAUGGGAAGUUUUUUU
Messenger RNA from Striga asiatica, 3458 nucleotides. The record is from the annotation of a GenBank genome assembly. Lineage: Eukaryota; Viridiplantae; Streptophyta; Magnoliopsida; Lamiales; Orobanchaceae.